CACUUGAUAAGUGCUUGCAGUCACUCUGGGCUUGUUAAGGAGGGUAAACAUUACUUCAAAAUCAUGUCACAAGUUUAUGGGGUUGAGCCAAAGUUGGAUCACUACUCUUGCAUGGUUGAUCUUCUGGGUCGCUCUGGGCUGUUGAAUGAUGCUUAUGAAAUGAUCAAACUCAUGCCAUUAGAACCUAAUGCUGCUAUUUGGGGAGCUCUUCUUGGUGCAUGUAGGAUUUUUGGAAAUAUUGAACUUGGGAAGGAAGUGGCAGAGCUAUUGAUAGUGUUAGACCCAUGGGAUCCGAGAAACUAUAUUAUGCUAUCUAAUAUACUCUCUGCAGCUCGUUUAUGGAAGGAUGCUGCAAAGGUUAGGGUUUUGAUGAAGGAGAGAGGUCUUAUGAGAAGCCCUGGGUGCAGUUAUAUUGAAUAUGGAGACGAAAUUCAUCAGUUUUUGGUGGGUGAUCGAUCACAUCCUGAAUCUGAGAAAAUACAUAAAAAGCUGGAGGAUGUAAUGCAAAAAAUUCGAGAAGCUGGAUUUGUGUCUAGAACAGAAUCUGUCCUGCAUGAUGUUGAUGAAGAGGUGAAAGAGGAUAUGAUCAAUCAGCACAGCGAGAAGUUAGCCAUUGCAUUUGGGCUUUUGGUAACAAAGAGGGGCAUGCCAUUGGUUAUAACAAAGAACCUCAGGAUAUGCUGCGAUUGUCACAACACCGCAAAGUUUAUAUCUCUAAUUGAGAAGCGUACUAUUAUAAUUCGAGAUUCAAAGCGAUUCCACCAUUUUGAAAAUGGAUUAUGUUCUUGUGGAGAUUAUUGGUAAUUCCUUUAAGCAGUGGUAUGGAAAAACCAACUAAUGUAAGAUCCAUUUGUGUAUUAUCACAUUUUAA
Molecule: messenger RNA, 871 nt
Organism: Carica papaya (papaya)
Lineage: Eukaryota; Viridiplantae; Streptophyta; Magnoliopsida; Brassicales; Caricaceae
Product: Tetratricopeptide repeat (TPR)-like superfamily protein
Biological process (GO): RNA modification
Molecular function (GO): zinc ion binding; protein binding; RNA binding
Source: RefSeq, a predicted model, not a curated record